Messenger RNA from Clunio marinus, 1585 nucleotides. Lineage: Eukaryota; Metazoa; Arthropoda; Insecta; Diptera; Chironomidae. The record is from the annotation of a GenBank genome assembly.
AUGUCAAAUAAAAGUGCAGAAAAUCAAUUGAAUACUUUUAAAUAUGAAACAAAGAAUUGCCCUGAAACAGCAACAAAUUCCAGUGGUGCACCCAUCGGAAUCAAAACAGCAAUUCUCACUGUUGGAAAGUAUGGACCGUCACUUUUAGAAGAUGCAAAUUUCAUCGACGAAAUGGCACAUUUUGAUCGUGAAAGAAUUCCAGAACGUGUUGCACAUGCAAAAGGUGCUGGUGCAUUUGGAUAUUUUGAAGUAACGCAUGACAUCACUCAAUACACUUCAGCAAAAGUUUUCGAAACUAUUGGAAAAAUCACUCCAAUUGCGAUACGUUUUUCAACUGUAGUUGGUGAGCGUGGAAGUGCUGACACUGUACGCGAUCCACGCGGUUUUGCAAUGAAAUUUUAUACUGAAGAAGGUGUUUGGGAUUUAGUUGGAAACAACACUCCAAUAUUUUUUGUUCGCGAUCCCACGCUUUUUGUAAGCUUUAUUCAUAGUCAAAAAAGAAAUCCAGUUACAAAUCUGAGAGAUUACAACAUGUUUUGGGACUUUAUUUCCCUGCGACCUGAAACAACCCAUCAAGUGAUGUUUUUGUUUAGCGAUCGAGGCAUUCCUGAUGGUUAUCGAUUUAUGCAUGGCUAUGGCAGUCAUACGUUUAAGUUUCAAAAUUUAAAUGGUGAAGCUUUUUACUGCAAGUUUCACAUGCGAACAGCACAAGGUAUUAGAAACCUUGAUGUUCAAAAAGCUGCAGAAUUAUCGGCAAUUGACCCUGACUAUAGUACUCGCGAUUUGUAUAAUGCUAUAGCCAGAGGCGAAUUUCCGACGUGGAAUAUGUUUGUUCAAGUCAUGACAUUGGAUCAAGCUGCUUCAUAUAAAUUCAAUCCAUUUGACGUCACAAAAACUUGGAGUCAAAGAGAAUUUCCACUUAUUCCUGUCGGCAAGUUCACACUUUAUCGAAAUCCCAGAAAUUAUUUUGCAGAAGUGGAACAAAUUGCAUUUGCGCCGAGUCAUCUCAUUCCCGGAAUUCUUCCAUCACCCGACAAAAUGUUACAAGGUCGAUUGUUCUCGUAUCAAGACUCCCAUCGUCAUCGUAUUGGAGCCAAUUAUCAACAACUUCCCGUCAAUUGCCCUUAUCGCACGUCGCCACGAAAUUAUCAACGAGACGGUCCCAUGUGUCUCAAUGACAAUCAAAGUGGAGCUCCAAAUUAUUAUCCAAAUUCAUUUAAUGGACCGGAACCAAGUCAACGUGCAAAAGAUUUGCAACCUCCUUAUAAAGUUGUUGAUGACGACGUUUAUCGCUACGAUAGUGGAGAUGAAGACAAUUUCUCUCAACCUUCCGUGUUUUGGAAUUUUGUGUUAGAUGACCCAGCCCGUGAACGAUUGAUCAAAAACAUCGCAAAUCAUCUGGGAAAUGCCGCUGAAUUUAUUCAAGAACGAGCAAUCGGAAAUUUUGCAAAAGUUGAUUCAGAUUUUGGGAACAAUUUAAAAAUUAUGUUGAACACAAUUAAAGGGAAUCAAUGCAAUUAAACAUUUUUCUGUUGUGACUAAAAAUAAUUUCUUAUAAUCAUGCAAUAAAAAUAUUAUUCAAGCA